CAGUUAGAGAGCAGGUUGUGUUUUCUCUGAUAAGACUAUUUUUGCCUGGUGCGCGCAUGCGUUUGUUCAAUCAGUUUCCAAAAAAUCGUGAAAAAUCCUUUUGCCAUAGCAAGCAACGCGUACACACAGAAAAGCAAAAAAAAAAAGGAGCUUGAAUAGCCGAGAAAAAGCAAUCAACAAAACUAAGGCAGAAGUUACUUUGUUCUUCUACCGAACUAAAUUCAAAUUGGAAGUGAAGGGUGUAUAAACAUACACACAAGCUACACACACACACACACACGUACGCACGCACCGGCACGCAUACAACUACAGACAGACGUAGAAGGCGUAAUAGAAACACCGGCAAAAACGGAGGAACACAAUUAAGAAACCAAUAACAAACUAACCAAAAAUUAAAUAAAAUUAUAAACAACAACUGAGCACUGCACAACUGACUGCUGAAGUGUGAGGCAGAGAGAACGGAGCGCUGCUGACAAAGGAUAACAAGCCGAACAGCCAUUAAAACGCGCAUUUCACGCACAUAGAUUCACCGGCAGGGUCCAAUUCGCAAGUGUUAAAAGCCGCCACCAUUGCUCCCAUAAGCACCAUGAACGGCCAGAGCUGUGAGCUGAAUCACAGCAACGGCGACAUCAUCUCACAGAAUCAACAAAAGGGCUGGUGGACCAUUGGCCUGAUCAAUGGCCAGCAUAAGUAUAUGACGGCCGAGACAUUUGGCUUCAAGGUGAAUUCCAAUGGCGCCAGCUUAAAGAAGAAGCAGCUCUGGACGCUCGAGCCAUCCAACACCGGUGAAAGUAUUAUCUAUUUACGAUCUCAUCUGAACAAAUACCUAUCGGUUGAUCAGUUCGGCAACGUGCUGUGCGAGAGCGAGGAGCGCGACGCGGGCAGCCGGUUUCAGAUAAGCAUCAGUGAGGACGGCAGUGGCCGCUGGGCAUUGAAGAAUGAGUCGCGUGGCUAUUUUCUGGGCGGCACGCCCGAUAAACUUGACUGCACGGCCAAGACGCCCGGAGCCGGCGAGUUCUGGACGGUGCAUUUGGCGGCCAGGCCACAGGUGAACUUGCGUUCGAUUGGACGCAAGCGCUUUGCGCAUCUAUCCGAAUCGCAGGACGAGAUACAUGUGGAUGCGAACAUACCCUGGGGCGAGGAUACGCUCUUCACGCUCGAGUUCCGUGCCGAGGAGGGCGGACGCUAUGCGCUGCACACGUGCAACAACAAAUAUUUGAAUGCCAAUGGCAAGCUCCAGGUGGUCUGCAAUGAGGAUUGCCUGUUUAGUGCCGAGUACCAUGGCGGGCAUUUGGCGCUGCGCGAUCGCCAGGGCCAGUAUCUGUCGCCAAUUGGCUCGAAGGCUGUGCUCAAGUCACGCUCAUCGACUGUGACGCGCGAUGAGCUGUUCUCGCUGGAGGAUUCAUCGCCGCAGGCCUCGUUCAUAGCUGGCCUCAAUUUGCGCUAUGUGAGCGUUAAGCAGGGCGUCGAUGUUACCGCCAAUCAGGACGAGGUGGGCGAGAAUGAGACAUUCCAGCUGGAGUACGAUUGGUCGGCGCAUCGCUGGGCCUUGCGCACCACACAGGAUCGUUACUGGUGCCUGUCCGCCGGUGGCGGCAUUCAGGCAACUGGCAAUCGCCGUUGCGCCGAUGCUCUGUUCGAGCUCAUCUGGCAUGGCGAUGGCUCCUUGUCGUUCCGCGCCAACAAUGGCAAGUUCUUGGCCACAAAGCGUUCGGGGCAUCUGUUUGCCACCUCCGAGUCCAUUGAGGAGAUCACCAAGUUUUAUUUCUAUUUGAUUAAUAGACCCAUAUUGGUGCUCAAGUGCGAGCAGGGCUUCGUUGGCUAUCGCACGCCUGGCAAUCUCAAGCUGGAGUGCAACAAGGCCACCUAUGAGACCAUUUUGGUGGAGCGCGCCCAGAAGGGCAUGGUGCAUCUGAAGGCGCACAGCGGCAAGUACUGGCGCAUUGAGGGCGAGAGCAUAUCAGUGGACGCCGAUGCGCCCGUCGAUGGCUUCUUCUUGGAGCUGCGCGAGCCCACACGCAUCUGCAUAAGAUCGCAGCAGGGCAAGUAUUUGGGUGCCACCAAGAAUGGCGCCUUCAAGUUGCUGGACGAUGGCACCGAUUCGGCCACACAGUGGGAGUUCUAGAGCUUUCAACUUUCGCUUUCAGUUUGCUGCGCGUGUAACAACAACAACUAAAACUACAACUACAACAACAAUUAAAACACUACACGAAUAAAAUAUUUGAACAUUUUUG
Molecule: messenger RNA, 2234 nt
Organism: Drosophila busckii
Lineage: Eukaryota; Metazoa; Arthropoda; Insecta; Diptera; Drosophilidae
Gene: singed
Product: protein singed
Exons: 7
Coding region: 587-2125 (512 amino acids)
Biological process (GO): establishment or maintenance of cell polarity; cell migration; actin filament bundle assembly
Cellular component (GO): cytoplasm; actin cytoskeleton
Molecular function (GO): actin filament binding; protein-macromolecule adaptor activity
Source: RefSeq, a predicted model, not a curated record